Molecule: messenger RNA, 2317 nt
Organism: Protobothrops mucrosquamatus (brown spotted pit viper)
Lineage: Eukaryota; Metazoa; Chordata; Lepidosauria; Squamata; Viperidae
Gene: GATA6
Product: GATA binding protein 6
Exons: 6
Coding region: 1-1584 (527 amino acids)
Biological process (GO): positive regulation of transcription by RNA polymerase II; negative regulation of transcription by RNA polymerase II; epithelial cell differentiation
Cellular component (GO): nucleus
Molecular function (GO): RNA polymerase II cis-regulatory region sequence-specific DNA binding; zinc ion binding; DNA-binding transcription factor activity, RNA polymerase II-specific
Source: RefSeq, a predicted model, not a curated record
AUGGCCCUGGCCGAGGGCGGCUGGUGCCUGCUGAAGCGCUGCGGUCCCGACGACUCGCCCUGUCCGUUGGCACCCCGGGAGGCGCCGGGCCCUUCGCCGUCGCCGUCCUCGUCCUCGGGCUGCUCCCCCAGCGGGGGCGGGGGCCCGCCCAGCCUCAGGAGCUUCAAGCAGGAGCCCGGAGGCGCCCUCUCCACCUCGCAGCCCAUAGGCCUGGCCGAAGGCCGAGCCUUGCUGGGGCCUUUUGUGUCUCUGGCGGCGGCGGCCGCGGCGCCCUCGAGCCUGCCCAGCUGGGAGGACUUGCUCCUUUUCGCGGACCUGGAUCAGGCCAACAAACUGAUCUGGUCAAGCCGCGCCUCGGCCAAGCUGAGCCCGGAUCCCGCGCCUCCGCCGCCGCCGCCCGCCGUCGAGGACAUGUACCAUCACCCGCACGCCCACCCUCACUCCCAGAGCCUCCAGGGCGGCUCCUAUGACGGCACGUCCCCGGGCAGCGGCGGAGGCGGCUUCAUGCCUUCCACGGCCGGAUCUCCCGUCUACGUGCCCACCACCCGCGUCGGGUCCAUGCUGCCCUACCUCCAGAAUCCCUCGGGCGCGGGACAGGCCGGGGGAGCGUCCGCUUGGCCCCCGCAGGGCGCCCCGGAAAGCCCGUCCCCUUCCUACGGCGGCAGCGGUGGGGGAUGCGCCCACCCAGCCUCGGGCCGUUUCUCCUACCCGGCUGGCAGCCCCCCGGCGUCCAACGGCGGCCCCCGGGAGCCGGCCGCCUACAGCCCGCGCGAGCAGUUCCGGCCGCUGAACGGAUCCUACUACAGCCCCUACGUGGGCGCCCAGUUCAGCCCGCCAGGCUGGGCCAGUCCCUUCGACAACUCCCUGCUGCACUGCCUGCCCGGCCGAGCCGCCACCCUCGCCGUGAGGCCGUCCAGCGCAGAUCUCCUGGAUGAUCUGAAUGAGAGCCGGGAAUGCGUCAACUGUGGCUCCAUCCAGACCCCCCUGUGGAGAAGAGAUGGGACUGGCAACUAUCUUUGCAAUGCCUGUGGGUUGUAUACCAAGAUGAAUGGCCUCAGUAGGCCCCUGAUCAAACCUCAGAAGAGAGUGCCUUCUUCAAGGCGACUGGGCUUGUCCUGUGCGAACUGUCAUACUUCAACCACCACUCUUUGGCGCAGGAAUGCAGAAGGAGAGCCUGUGUGCAAUGCUUGUGGUCUGUACAUGAAGCUUCAUGGGGUGCCCCGACCUCUUGCUAUGAAAAAAGAGGGAAUUCAAACCAGGAAACGAAAGCCAAAGAAUAUAGCUAAGACAAAAUCGUGCUCUGGUAAUAAUAACAAUAAUACUGUUCCUAUGACUCCAACUUCCACAUCUUCUACAAACUCAGAUGACUGUAUAAAAAAUGCUUCCCCAAGCACACAAACAACAGCCUCAGGGGUAAUCUCUUCUGUGAUGUCCAGCCGGGGCGAGAGCACCAGUCCUGAGACUAGCACACUCAAAUAUUCUGGCCAGGAAGGGCUUUACUCCGGUGUCAGCCUGACCUCCACUGCAGAAGUGACAGCCUCUGUGAGACAGGAUUCUUCCUGGUGUGCCUUAGCUCUAGCGUGAAUUGGUGGCAUAUCAAUGCUGGUGUCGAUAUUUGCCCUGGGCUGCAGCCAGUGAUUUGCCCUUGUGCUGGAUAUUUUUGCCUCGAUCAAGCAGUCCAAGAAGCUGUAGCAGUGAGGGCAGGGACAUUUUGCCCAUUAUACCUGCUUCUAGAUACAUUUCGUCCCUGCAACACUGACUCUCCAAGUCACCAGUCUGCAAGAGAUUCAAGGGAGUUGGAACUGCUUUUACUCAACAAGGAGUGCCCUUCUGCACUAUUCAUAGAUCUUCACCAUGACUAUCUAUGCUGCCUUGUGUAUUUGAGGACUGUGUCUUUGUUUCACUCCCACGUGACCAACAUCCAAGAUCUGAUUGAUGUUGACUUUUUUCUUUCUUUUUGUAGACAAAGUAGGCAAAGCUUACAUUACAACGGAUAAUGCAGUCCAGAAGAGCAAUGCAAAUGUGCAUCUUGUCCAUAUGUGUAACUGCAUAUCUUGUACUUGACAGUUUCUGAUCUUUUUCCCAGGUCAGUGUUCUCAGCUAGUGCCUUCUGCUCUAUAUUUUCUGGGUAGUUUUUCUGAAGUAACUUGCGAUAAAGCCCAAUGAAGGAAAACAUUUGGUACACCCUUCUCAAGUUAGAACUUGCUAACAAGAAAGUAUACUAAAAUAUUUGCAUUAUUGUCUUUAAGUAUAUACUGUGAUGGAGGAGGUGGAGCAUCUAUGAUGUGACUGAACUGUAUGUAGUCAGUCAGAAUUU